AUUAAAAUGCUUAAAACCCUAAAAACUUUUAAAAGCAGAAAUAGAUGACUAAAAACGUUCUAGGUUACAUCAAUCAAUCAAUGAAAACACAAACAAACUUAUUUUCAAGCUUUGGAGCAUCUAACUUCUCUCUUAGUGACUUCUAUUCCAAAUUCUAUUCAAAUAAAUUCCUCUGAACAAUUUUUGAGCAUCUGUUGCUCAAUUUAUUCAAAUACUAUUUAUCCAUUCCUUAAUAUUUUUAUAAAAUUGAAUUAUUGUGAAUUCCAGAUGCAAUUUUGUAAAUCAUAUAUAUCUGAUAUGUAAAUAUAUCUGUUUUUUUUGGGGAUGCAGGAAAAAGAACGAAACUUGAAUAUUUUAUAUAUAUUUUGUACAAAUUGAAAAUUGUAUUGAAAUUUAUUUCAAUUUAAAAAAUCUUAUUAUAAUCUUAAAAAUCUUAUAGAAUAACUAAUUGUUUGGAAAAAAGAAGAUAAAAAAUUACUUAUUGUACAGAAAUAUAGGCAUUAAAGUUGCAUGUCCUAGUGCAAUUUCAAUGUUUUCAAAUUCAUAUUAUGCAUUUAAAUAAAUAUAAAUAACAAAUAUAUUGUAAGAAAAAUAAACAUUUGCAGCCUUUUAACAUAUGAACUGAAAUUACCUAUUGAACCAAAAUACAGGCGUCAAAGUUGCAUACCAUAGAACAAGUUAACUGAUUCCAAACUUAUAUGUUAUAGCAUAAUUAUUGUGAUGAAAAACAAUUUUAGACUUCACAAAUUUUGGACAUAAAGUCUAUUUACAUCCAAAAAUAUAGGAUAUCAAAUGUGUUUUUUAUAUAUUAAUUUGUCAUUGAAAUAAAUUUACAUUAUUUGAACUUCCUUUUUUGAAAACUUAACAAGUAAGAACGAAAUGUCCCGUUUCCAUGGUCUUUUUAAAUCUACCAAAUGUGCAGUCAUAGGAAUGAUUCAUGUAAAAGCAUUGCCAGGUACUCCAAAAUCUUGCUUAUCUGUACAACAGCUUAUUGAUAGUGCUUGUGAAGAAGCUCUCAUCUACAAGAAAUGUAAAAUAGAUGGAAUUAUAGUGGAAAACAUGUUUGAUGUUCCAUAUGUAAUGGGAAAGCAAGUCGGUCCUGAAGUAACAUCAGUCAUGACAAGAGUUUGUUCAGAAGUGAAAAAUGUCAUGGGGAAAAUACCUUGUGGGGUUCAAGUAUUAUCAGGAAAUAAUUUUUGUGCGACUGCUGUAGCAUUUGCUGCAGGUCUACAAUUUGUCCGUGCAGAGAGCUAUGUCUUUGCUCAUGUUGCUGAUGAAGGGUUAAUGGAAGCAUGUGCUGGUCCAUUGUUAAGAUAUGCUAAAAACAUUGGUGCUGAUGUUUUGUAUUUUACAGAUGUAAAGAAAAAACAUUGUUCUCAUGCUAUUACUCAAGAUGUGGAUAUUUGCCAGACAGCUAAGGCAGCUGAAUUCUUUCUAAGUGAUGGUGUUAUUUUAACUGGUACAGAAACGGGUGAUCCUCCAAAAAUUGAUGAACUCAAAGCCCUUAAGGAGGCAGUAAAAAUACCAGUGUUGAUUGGAUCAGGAGUUACAGAAGCAAAUUUAAAGAACUAUUCCACGGCUGAUGCCCUUAUUGUUGGUUCUCAUUUUAAAAGAAAUGGUCAUUGGAUGGGAGAUCUAGAUUCAAAUAAAGUGCUAAAAUUUAUGGAAAAAGUAAAUCUUUUUAGAUAAAACAAUAGAAACAGUUAUUAUCUGAUUGAAAUAUCCAACAUAAAUGUGUUACAAUUAAUUAUCACUAAAUGUGUCAAAUUUUAUUGUUUUCUGUCAUCCAAUAUUAUUGUCAUCUGAGGUAAACAGUAUAAGAAGACCCUAUAUUCAUAUUUCACUCAAUAAAUUAUUUAAUAUUACUAUCUUAAAAGAAUUAUAAUCCAAAGACUAUUUAUUAUUUUAAGGUGCCUUAAUUUUAUUCUGUAAUAAAGUCUGAUAAUA
Molecule: messenger RNA, 1947 nt
Organism: Parasteatoda tepidariorum (common house spider)
Lineage: Eukaryota; Metazoa; Arthropoda; Arachnida; Araneae; Theridiidae
Source: RefSeq, a predicted model, not a curated record